CAGGAAGGAGGAAGUGCUGAUCGUCUGAUCAAAUCCACUGACCUCUGCCUCUCAUCCUGCUCAUCUGUCUGCUGACUAUAUAGUGGUGAAGCUUCUGCCAAGGGGCACUGAAGAGGACAACAACGACAGUAGAGAUGCAUGGUAUCCUCAGAAGCUGUGCACUUACUGCACUGCUGCUGGCUGCAGCCUGGGCAGACCACAAGCUGUCCUCCCCUAAUGCUGACUUUGCAUUUGCUCUCUACAAAAGUCUGAAUGCAAAGACUGCUGCUGGACAGAACAUCUUCUACUCACCACUGGGCAUCUCCACCGUGCUUUCAAUGGUGUCUACAGGGGCCAAAGGUGCAACCCACUGCCAGUUGGUCACCAGCUUGGGCUACAGUGCCUUAAACCAGACCCAGGUCAAUGAAGAAUACAAACGUCUCUUUGACAGCCUUGGACACAGCCAGGAGAAUCUUCAGUUGGAUGUUGGCAAUGCUGCUGCUGUCCGCUCUGGCUUCAAUCCUCGAGAGGAGUUCUUGAAUGAUGUUAAGCAGUACUACUCUGGUGAGAUCUUCACUGUUGACUUUGACAAUUCCACUGAGGCUGCAGCAGAGAUCAACCGAUUUAUUGCAAAUAAAACCCAGGACAAGAUCACAGAUAUGGUGAAGGACCUGGAUCCUGAUAUGGCUAUGAUGCUGAUCAACUAUGUCUACUUUAAGGGUUUGUGGGAGAACCCAUUUGACUGUGCUUACACAAGAAAGGCAGAGUUCCACGUGGACAAGACCACCAAAGUUCAAGUGGACAUGAUGGGAAAAACAAGCAGCUACAAGACCUACUGGGACAGAGAGAACCAAGCCACUGUCGUCAUGCUGCCAUAUAAGGGCCCGGCCUCCAUGAUGAUUGUCUUGCCUAAUGAAGACAAGAUGAAGGACGUGGAGGGCUACAUCAAUAAGGACUCCAUCAGACACUGGAAAAACUCACUCUCCAUGAACUAUGUAAACCUGCAACUGCCAAAAUUUUCCAUCUCUGCUGAUGCUGCUCUGGAGAACACCUUAAAAGAAUUGGGCAUUACCACCGCCUUUGAGGAAACAGCUGAUUUCUCUGGCAUAUCUGAGGAGUUCAAGCUCAAAAUCUCAAAGGCAUCCCACAAGGCUGUUCUUAGUGUCAAUGAGAUGGGGACAGAGGCUGCAGCCGUCAGCACCAUGGAAUUCACAUUCACCAGUUUGCCCCCCUCUGUAAGAAUUAACAGACCCUUCUUGGUUUUCAUUUUGGAGAAGUCCACCGGAAGCAUCCUAUUCAUGGGCAAGAUCAACAACCCCACAGCCCCACAAGAUGCUCAGAAUUGUGAAGAGCCAACUGUCCCAUCUUUUGAUUAUUGACCUGCUAAAGGGUAGUAAGACAAUUUGCAGAAACAGAACAGAAAAUUCUAAAGAAUAACAUUUUUAAGUGGUAGCUCGAAUUUGCAACAAGGUCGCCAAAGAACAAGAGAUAUACAAAAACUGAAGAGGCACUUCACACUCAACAUGGUAAACUGGAACAGCACAUUUAAAAACGUAUCACCACAAUCCAUUCAUAAUACAUUUAAUGUGUAACUGAUGGAGUGGUUCUGUGGACCUAGAGUUACAUACUGGCUACAAAGUAACUUAAACUGGAAGCUCAUUUUCAAAUAAAUGAAAUCACCCUUAAAUCAA
This is a messenger RNA of Notolabrus celidotus (New Zealand spotty), 1670 nucleotides long. Its product is annotated as alpha-1-antitrypsin homolog. Lineage: Eukaryota; Metazoa; Chordata; Actinopteri; Labriformes; Labridae. Bases 135 to 1358 code for a protein of 407 amino acids. The transcript is spliced from 6 exons. Gene Ontology annotation, molecular function: serine-type endopeptidase inhibitor activity. The record is from RefSeq and is a predicted model, not a curated record. Gene Ontology annotation, biological process: negative regulation of endopeptidase activity.